CGCGAGGUGGUCGAAUUCGCCAAGCACAUUCCCGGCUUCCAGGCGCUGUCCCAGCACGACCAGGUCACCCUGCUCAAAGCCGGCACCUUCGAGGUGCUGAUGGUGCGCUUCGCCUCGCUGUUCAACGUGAAGGAGCAGACGGUGACGUUCAUGAGCCGCACCAAAUACAGCCUGGAGGAGCUGUGGGGUAUGGGCAUGGGCGACCUGCUCAGCUCCAUGUUCGAGUUCAGCGAGAAGCUCAGCGCGCUGCAGCUCAGCGAUGAGGAGCUGGGGCUGUUCACCGCCGUCGUGCUGGUGUCGGCAGACCGUUCGGGUAUGGAGGACGCGGCGUCGGUGGAGCAGCUGCAGGAGACGCUGAUCCGAGCGCUGAGGGCGCUGGUGCAGAAGACGCGGCCGGCCGAAAGCUCCCGAUUCACCAAACUGCUGCUGAAGCUGCCCGACCUGCGCACCCUCAACAACCUCCACUCCGAGAAGCUGCUCUCCUUCCGCAUCGACGCGCAGUAGGGACCCCUCCCGUGCACAGCCCCCCCUCCCUCCCCACAU
Messenger RNA from Lagopus leucura (white-tailed ptarmigan), 543 nucleotides. RefSeq names its product nuclear receptor subfamily 1 group D member 1-like. Gene Ontology annotation, biological process: hormone-mediated signaling pathway; cell differentiation; negative regulation of transcription by RNA polymerase II. Gene Ontology annotation, molecular function: nuclear receptor activity; RNA polymerase II cis-regulatory region sequence-specific DNA binding. The transcript is spliced from 3 exons. The annotation marks the transcript as partial. Lineage: Eukaryota; Metazoa; Chordata; Aves; Galliformes; Phasianidae. The record is from RefSeq and is a predicted model, not a curated record.